Molecule: messenger RNA, 1227 nt
Organism: Carassius gibelio (silver crucian carp)
Lineage: Eukaryota; Metazoa; Chordata; Actinopteri; Cypriniformes; Cyprinidae
Gene: capns1a
Product: calpain, small subunit 1 a
Exons: 11
Coding region: 91-741 (216 amino acids)
Molecular function (GO): calcium ion binding
Source: RefSeq, a predicted model, not a curated record
UGUCAGUAAGCGCUGUACUGCCGUGUUAAGACGACAGUUCACUUUACCUUCCGCUGCUAACUGGAGUGACCAAACCGUUAGUGCCAAAAGAUGUUUCUAGCAAAGAAACUUAUUGGAGGCAUUAUUGAUGUGGUCAGCAAUAUCGACCCCGGCCAGUUUGUGCCUUCAGAUCCUCCCCCACCCCGCAGACCCCUAGCUUAUGCUGAGGCCAAUGAGUCUGAGGAAGAGAAGCAAUUCCGCAGAGUGUUCCAGCAGCUCGCUGGCGAAGACAUGGAAGUAAGCCCCAAUGAACUGAUGAAUAUCCUUAACAAAAUUGUUUCCAAACAUAGUGAUCUGAAGACCGAUGGCUUUUCCAUCGAGUCCUGUAGAAGUAUGGUGGCUGUCAUGGAUAGUGACAGCACAGGUAAACUGGGCUUUCAUGAAUUUAAACAUCUCUGGAACAACAUCAAGAAAUGGCAGGGCGUUUAUAAGAGUUAUGACAGAGAUCACUCGGGAACUAUUGGAGCAGAUGAGCUUCCAGCUGCCUUCAGAGCUGCAGGUUUCCCUUUGAAUGAUCAGCUCUUUCAGAUGAUUAUUCGCCGGUAUAGCGAUGAGACUGGAAACAUGGACUUUGAUAAUUACAUUGGCUGCCUUGUGAGACUUGACGCUAUGUGCCGUGCCUUCAAGACCCUAGACAAAGACAAUGAUGGCACAGUCAAGGUCAAUGUUCAGGAGUGGCUGCAGCUGACAAUGUACUCUUGAGUGAUGUGAAGCCCUGCAAUCAGUUCAGAUCGAAACAAUCCGUUUAAUGCUUCUAUGCAAUAUUAACUUUCUGCUUUACACCGCUCCCUCUCUUGUUUCUCUCGCAGUUUUAUCACUAAUUCCAGAGAAAUAGCCACUGGGGUAAUCUGGGUCACUCUACUGUGCCAUUGUCUUUCUCUAAGGUUUACUUCUACCUUAUUUCCUUUUUUCUUUUUUUGUGCGUGUAGCCCAUUAAUAGCAUUGUUUAACACAAAGCUAACCAAAGAAAGAACUUUACGAGAAAUGUGUCAGAAAAUUAACAAAUAUGCUCUAAUGAAGAGUCUAGGUGCAGUCACAAAUAUGCAAAACUGUAUCUCAUAUUCUUGUUGUCAGUUGGUGCCAUUUUGCAUGAGGCCAAUGGGGGGGGGGGGGAAUAUUGCCACGUAUUAAUCAUGAAAAUCUGAUGUCAAAUGCUAUUUUAUAUCAAAUAAACAAAUUAUAAAGUGA